This is a messenger RNA of Pygoscelis adeliae (Adelie penguin), 1117 nucleotides long. It is a transcript of the gene TMA16, whose product is annotated as translation machinery associated 16 homolog (S. cerevisiae). The record is from RefSeq and is a predicted model, not a curated record. NCBI's taxonomy places the organism in Eukaryota, Metazoa, Chordata, Aves, Sphenisciformes, Spheniscidae. The coding region runs from base 1 to 885 and encodes 294 amino acids. Gene Ontology annotation, cellular component: nucleus. The transcript is spliced from 9 exons.
AUGGCCAAAGACCGGCUGAAUAGUCCCUUGGAGCUGCCCAUUAAGCAUAAGUAUCUACAGAGCCUACGUUACUUUCUUAAUGUCCUAAUUAAAAAUUUAAGGUGUAAGGAGGGUGCCUGCAGAAGCGGGGCUGGCACAAACGCAGCCCGCUCUCGGCCGUCAGGACCUCCUCAUGGGGGGCAGCCGGGGAGGACGCCCGCCCCUGGCUGCGCAGUCCUACCCUCCGUAAAAUCUUCAUCUUGUACUUCUACAGUAUCCCAGAGAGAAACCCAGAUGCAACAAUUGGAUAGAAGCUUGAGUGGGAACAGGUACGGAGAGCCAAAGUUACGAAAAACCCAAGGAGGGAAGCAAGAGAAAAAAGUUAUCCACCCUUACAGCAGAAAAGCCGCGCAGCUUGCAAGGGAAGCACACAAACAGGAAAAGAAAGAAAAGUUGAAGACUGACAAAGCUUUGCGUUUGAGUAUCAUUGGAGAAAAAUUGCAAUGGUUUCAAAGUCACCUUGACCCCAAUAAAAUUGAGUACACGAAGAAGGAAGCUGGUGAACUAAUUGAAAAUUAUAUGUGUCGAUUUAAUGCUGAAUUGGAGCAGAUUGAAUUACAAAACAGUAUUAAAGGUAGACAAGGAAGACAGCAUGGUUCACGGGAGACUGUCAUCAAGCAGACCAUAGAACGUGAAAGACAACUCUAUGAAGGCUAUGGAAUAGAAAUCCCAGACAUUAUGAACAGAAAGCAUCUUAAAUUUUUCAGAGAAUGGGAUGGUGAUCUGAGGAAACUGCCAAACAUCAAAAUGAAAAAGCUCUCAGCUAGGGAUGCUGCUGGCAGUCACCCUGAGGUGGCAGAUACGGAAGCUGAAGAAGAAUUGAAUAAAGCAGAAGAGGUGGCCUAAUGAGCACCAGCUGAUUCAAGAGCUGGAACAGCUGAAGGGAAUUGUAAGAAACCUGUUUUAAUUAUCACUGGAAACAAGAAUAAAUUCUAACUAUAUUUGCAAAGGCUUUGCUAGUUGCAUUUUUUAUAAGCUCACUGUGUACCUAUAGUAAAGAGUAAACAGUAUAUUAUUGGGUAAAGCUGUAUGCUGUUGGAUAAAAAAUUUUGAAUAUAAAUAAAUAGUUAAAAUCUUA